Messenger RNA from Hibiscus syriacus, 590 nucleotides. Its product is annotated as 18.1 kDa class I heat shock protein-like. Lineage: Eukaryota; Viridiplantae; Streptophyta; Magnoliopsida; Malvales; Malvaceae. Gene Ontology annotation, biological process: response to hydrogen peroxide; protein folding; response to heat. The transcript has 2 exons. The record is from RefSeq and is a predicted model, not a curated record. Bases 1 to 552 code for a protein of 183 amino acids.
AUGGGGUUGUAUAACCAAGCAUUUCCACGUUCACAAAAACAAGAAUCUAGAAAUCGGAAAAUGGGACUCAGACCGGAGAUUAAAAAAACCCAGAAGGGCCAUGGUGUUGCCUUCAUCUUCAUCCUUGAGCAUCCUUUCUCUCUUGAUGUUUGGGAUCCUUUCAAGGACUUCCCUUUCCCUUCUUCACUCGCGACUCGUUCUCCUGAAACCUCUGCUUUUGUAAACACCCGCAUCGACUGGAAGGAGACCCCAGAAGCUCACGUCUUUAAGGCUGAUCUUCAUGGGCUUAAGAAAGAGGAAGUGAAAGUUGAGGUCGAAGAUGACAGGGUGCUUCAAAUCAGCGACGAGAGGAAGAUAGAAAAGGAAGACAAGAAUGAUACGUGGCGCCGUGUGGAGCUGAGCAGUGGGAAUUUUUCGAGAAGGUUUAGGUUGCCGGAGAAUAUGAAGAUGGAUCAAGUUAAGGCUUUCAUGGAGAAUGGGGUUCUUACUGUUACUGUUCCUAAGGUGGAAGUGAAGAAACCUGAUGUCAAAACCAUUGACAUUUCUGGUUAAAAACUGAAAGAGUUUCAAGGGUUUUUGUUGUUAUUUAU